This is a messenger RNA of Penaeus monodon (black tiger shrimp), 756 nucleotides long. RefSeq lists its product as uncharacterized. Gene Ontology annotation, cellular component: extracellular region. The transcript has 5 exons. Lineage: Eukaryota; Metazoa; Arthropoda; Malacostraca; Decapoda; Penaeidae. The record is from RefSeq and is a predicted model, not a curated record. Gene Ontology annotation, molecular function: peptidase inhibitor activity. Bases 129 to 644 code for a protein of 171 amino acids.
GCGUUUACAUUGCUGAAAAGUGUCGCUUCGAGUUCCGUUUGGCAAGGGCCGUCGUCCGUUUUCCCUGAGGGGAUUUCUAUCAAGCGAAGCUUGCAGUCCUCCAGAAUACACCAGACAGUAAAUCAGACAUGAGCAUAGCUGCCGCGUGGGUCGUCCUCCUCGCCGGGGUCGGGACGGCGAAAAAAUCCUCGACCGAAAGUUUUCGAAGCCUCCUCCCCGCUCCUCCGGGCGCCUUCGUCGUGCCUGCGCUUCUGGUCUACCCGCCGCCCAUGCCCUUUGUCGGCCCUUAUGCUGACGGAGGCAAGGACCCCAGCAUCUUGGCCUCCGUCAAGGACGAAGCCACGAAGACAGUUAACAAAGAGAGGACCAUCGAGGUGUUCUCGAGCGGCUGGGACGACAUGGAGACUUGUCCUUCCUGGUGUAAGGACGAGGAAGGCGGUCUCUUCUGCUGCGGCUUCGAGGGAAAAAACAAGCACAGCGGUACGUGUCCGCCCUUGAGGGACGUGUGUAUCUUUGAGUCGGAUGUGAAGCAAAAAUCUGCCACUUACUGCAUGGCGGACGAUAAUUGCAGUACGAAGGAAAAAUGCUGCUUUGACCGUUGUUUGCAGGCGCGCGUGUGCAAGACUGCCUUGAAAAACGACUGAGAUAGCAAGUGUUUUUAGUUUGUUUUAUGUUCAUUUGUUUGCUUCUAGUCUUGUUUAAGCCAUUGGCUCAUAAUUGCGCUGAUCAUAUUAGAAGUUAGAAGGAAAUCUUUUG